Acanthoscelides obtectus is the source of this 1017-nucleotide messenger RNA. The record is from the annotation of a GenBank genome assembly. NCBI's taxonomy places the organism in Eukaryota, Metazoa, Arthropoda, Insecta, Coleoptera, Chrysomelidae.
CGACCGCUGUUGGGUUGGCAUCACUGCGCGCGCGUUAUGCGUUUGUCUGCGUCGUUGUCGUCCGUCACGGCCGACGUGAUUCCGUUACAUCGCCACCGCUACGUCGUUUUGUGGCUGGGUUUCCCCGCCCCGGAGGGUUGACGCGCAUAUGGUGGCCAAAAACAAAGUCGCAUCGCCGCGAUGUCUGCGAUUCCACGGAUGCCCGGACAACGACAACAACCGUCUCCACCGCCGACAAUUAUGAAGGAACGUACUUGUCGGUAUUUCGCGAACAUCUAAUUGGCCACCUGCAGUGCACUACUCGGCCUCCGAGAGCCCUCAGUUUCGCGUUUUGUGCGCUUGAUUCAUUAUUUCCGAGGUAAUGGUCUAGAUCGACCACAGAGCUUUGCCUACUUUCAUCUCCCAGUUGUUUAAAACUACACAACACAAGAGCUAAAUUCUCAAGUUCGCAUUGUGAAUUCCAUCAUAACUUGAAAGAAUGUUGCUUUCUGGGUUGGUCGAUAAUGUAGCGGAGACAAAGUGAUCACCCAAUAUAGGUUCUCAAAGUGAAAAGUGUGCCCUGGAUUUAUAAUUUCUGUUACAAGUGAGAAUUAGUGGUGCUGGAUCUUAUUAUUUCCAACAUUCUCCCAGUGAUUACUGUGUCUUCGUGCCUACUCGAGUGAUUUUUAGUGCUGUGAUAUCUGCGAGAAAAUUAUUGUGAUUGUUGGUGAUACAUUACCCAGUUUUUGUUGGAUAUAUUUUAUGAAAAUUACCGGCUUCCAAGUUUCUUCUUCAGUCUUAACCUGCGGCUCCGACAUGAAGAUCAAAACCUCCUGCAAGCUGUGCGAGAUCACGUUGGACCAACAGAAGUACGCGGGGUUGAGAUGCACUCAUUCCCCGUUCUUCCCGCCGCCACUGUUGCACCCGGCCACGUUCGGGAUGCACCAAGGGACCACCGCCGGAUCGUAUGUUCAGUUGCCGCAGAUCAGGGAUAUGAUGCUGGCAGCAUAUUUGCUUAGAGGUGAGGUCAUACUUUGA